Exophiala xenobiotica is the source of this 696-nucleotide messenger RNA. RefSeq lists its product as uncharacterized. NCBI's taxonomy places the organism in Eukaryota, Fungi, Ascomycota, Eurotiomycetes, Chaetothyriales, Herpotrichiellaceae. The record is from RefSeq and is a predicted model, not a curated record. Bases 147 to 500 code for a protein of 117 amino acids. The transcript has a single exon.
UGAUUGUCUUUUUUCCAAAGAAGAAUUUAUUCACGUUUCUUGGCGUCACUUAGUAUCACGGUGACUUCACAAGCCCAUCAAAAUAUUUGUGGUGAUCAAGGCUUGCGAGGCCGACAAACAACUGAAAAAGUGCUCUCACGCCGUCGAUGUUGCGACGUGGGCGGCGGAUCCGACCAGAAAUCCUUUCAAGGCCAGGCUCAGAAAGCUCGAAAAAUCCCAAGUCUGUACCAACAACAAUCAGCCAAGCCUUCAGACUCCGACAGAGACAUCCCCGACCUCCCAGACUUCUACAGAAAGCCCUGAAACACUCCGAUCCAAUGAGGGUCAUGUUGAAGAGAAUGAAGUUGAAGAUAAUGCCCCUCUUGAAUCGCCUCAGCAUCUUGGAUCGCCCAUCUUCGAUAGGGACACACAAGCACCUCCUGCUCCUUUCCUCGGCAACAUCCUCGAAAAGGUUGGUUAUGUAUUCGACAGCUGCUUCGCUGCAUUCACAAAUUUGCUGAGGAGUCCUCACCUUGACAAAAUCAUACUCAUGUGCUUGCUGUUGGCGCUGUAUUUUGCAGUUGUCGGGGUUUUCAGUGGUUUCCGUGAGUCAUGGGGUGCUGGUGUGUCGUGGCUAGUCACUUCAUCAAAGUGGGCUUUUCAGAAGGUUGGAGCUGCAAGAAAUCUGGUCUAUGCAGGAGCUGCUCCCUUCGUAAA